AUGGGAAAGAGAAAGGCUUCCUUGUCGUCUGCGUGCUCUUCUUCACCCGGUGCUCGCCCGACAUCGCCGAUUGAAGAUGAAGGAAGACGAAGUCGUCUCCAGCGAAGGAGACUCGUCAGCGAGGACGACAGCCUGAGCAGCUCGACAGGGCCAGACGCAACUGUGACCUUGCAGGAUGAGGGGCACAAGAAAGCGUCCACAAGCUCGCGCAGCCGCAUGAAGGGCAAAGCGACGUGCUGCGACGAAACCGCGCACGAAACGGCCGACGACGACGGGGAUACGACAAUGCAAGUAGACGAGAGCGAGGUGCCGUCACCCAAGCCUAUUGGCUCCUCUGGAAACGACGGCUCUGUCAGUCGAGCCAGCCAACGCCUGAGAGACAAGGGCAAAGCAAAGGACGAGUUCAUCUCAAAUGCACCGCCGGCCUCCCAGGCAUCGUCCAGGUCAAGCACUUCUGGCGAUCAGUCAACGACAUUGGCAGACAGCCGUCAACACCCUCACUCUUCGCCCUCGCUGCCGGCGCUCUCGGAUGAUCAACAGACAACUCUACCGCUAACGCAUCCAAUCAGCCGUUUGGCUGACGCCAAUCGAGGCGGACUUAGACACCCUGCCAUCACCAGUGCUCUGGGCAGAGCAGCGAUGGGUCGUGCUGAGCAGCCAGGCAUCAUCGCUGGGACCAAUCGUCACAGUCGCGGAGGGUCAGAACCAUACAGGACGAGCAUGGCCAGAGGUGGCCAGCACGAGAGCGUUCAUCAAGAGGGUCCACACUCUAUUCUCUCGGCCCUUUUGGCAGAUAUUCUGGGCCUCAACGGCCGUCCGGCCACAGCUGCCUCUGGAGCACCGACGGGAAGCGCCGCCUCCCCCUCUGGUCUGAUGAACCCCUCGACCACAACGUCAGGUCUGACAUCCGGAACACCUUCGACACCACCUCAGGGAGGUGCCGGACCCUUCGAAUCUCAGCGCAGACCUCGCAAUCCCAACGUUGGAGGCACAUCGGUCAUAGUCCAGGGCGCCCUCAUCACCAGGACAGCGCAUUCACAGGGUCAAAAUGCGCAGAGGGACUCAAGCGAGCAACGUUCUCAACAACACACCAAUGAAUUCGCAAAUGAAGCGCAACAGCAACAGCAACAGCGACAACAACCGCCAGGGACAGGAACCAGCUGGUCUCCUCCACCUGGCACUGGACCUGCAGCUCAAGGACAGGGAGGCGAAGGAGUGGCCACGAUUGAGGAACAGGCCGACAUGCUCUCCAGGCUCCUCUCCGUCGCAACCGCUGCCACGGCUUCGUCGCUUGUUUCCAAUGCCCUCCUGGCUCAGCCGCAACGGCGACCGCCCUCGGUGUCUUCUUCUCUAUCCCAACAACGACAAGAAGGAUCGUCCUCGUCCCUGCAUCGCACCCAGUCUCGCUCCUCCGUACUGUCCUCGAAUUCGGCUGCGAGGUGGAGCAACAGGAUCUCGUCCAUUGUCGAAAGAAUCUCGGGCAUUGGAGAGAGAAUCUUUGGUAGUCGAAGGGGAAAUGGAAUGGAGGCUUCAACGACGUCCAACGUCCCAUCGCAGCAACUUCACCAAGGGAGCACGAGCACGGCAAGUGAUGAGGAGGCACCUUCUGAGAACUCGCGUUCCAUCAACAGCGUCUCCUACAUGCUUCGAGAAGCGAUACGUGAAGGCAUCGAGGGUCCCCGGAUGCGCCGUGCGAAUCCUUCCACGAGAGCGCCAUUGCCGACUCGGGACAUUACGGAGAGAGCCUCUGUCGAUGGCAGUGCCGCAGGCUCCGCCGUUCCUCAAACCGAUUCUACUGUCAAUCCAGACGCAACAGAGAGAAUCAGACGGGUCGAUGCCAUCCUCGAUGCCGUCCGUCAGGGCUCGCAGGAACGAGGGGAGCCAGGCAGCUUCGAUCGCUUCAUUUUCGACCUGGCAGAGGACCUCAAUGUUGCCGUCCGGGGUCUUCCUUCAUCUUCAGAGCCACCAAGAAGCGUCGUGGCCGUGGCCGAAGGCGAGCAGCGUAGGAGACAGGAUAUCCAGGGCGGCCAGCUUUCGUUUUACCGAUCUUUUACCUUCCCCGCUGCACCGCCUAGAGCCCUUCCAAGGAAUGAUGGGGAGACACACGCAGGCGCGGGAGGUGGUCCACCUUCUUCGGAUGGCAACGUCACGUCCUCCCCGCCUCGACCUCACUCUGACCCACCGCUCUUUCCCUGCAUUGUGGUCGGUGUGCGCAGCCUGGAUGCAGCCGAGCCUGCUCUGAACGAACAGACUGCGAGACAGCCUACGGCGAGUGUCAACACUUCCGCAAAUACUGCCGCGGCUUCGACCCCUGAUGCGUCUAAUGAUACGACCCAAGGUGCGACACCGGGAGGAACCACUGCGCGACCUGAACAGAUUCCGUCACCGCGCUUUCUUCUCUUUGUCUCUGGCGGUCACUACCCCUCGUCACACCCCGUCUUUCACGCCUCCUCCGAGGAAGCAGGUCGCGAUCUGAUGAUUCUCAUGGAGUUCCUCGGAGCCAUGGCCACGUUCCAGCACAAGCCUUCGACAGUGACCCGCGAGCAGAUCGAGCAGAGCGAUCUUCGUGUGGUCAAGGGAGACCCCAUCCAGAUUCUAGACUUGCUAAAGCUGGGACAGGUGACGGAGAACACCAGCGAAAAGUGUCUCAUCUGCCUAGAGGAUUGGAAGAGCACAAUGACGAUGCCCAACCAGGAGGACGAGAAAGAGGUCGAAGUCGACGAAGAGCGAAGGCUCCUGGGCUGCAAGCACCUCUUCCAUUCUGCGUGCAUCGACCAAUGGCUCAUCAACAGCAACAACUCGUGUCCAAUCUGCCGCCGGCAGGCCGUCUUCGCGCCUGGCGCACCCAGACCCAGCGAGCAUCCUGUCGUGCCCCCUACUGCUGCUGCCGCUGCUGCUGCGGGUACUUGA
Messenger RNA from Acaromyces ingoldii, 2910 nucleotides. RefSeq lists its product as hypothetical. The transcript is spliced from 2 exons. The coding region runs from base 1 to 2910 and encodes 969 amino acids. Lineage: Eukaryota; Fungi; Basidiomycota; Exobasidiomycetes; Exobasidiales; Cryptobasidiaceae. The record is from RefSeq and is a predicted model, not a curated record.